Molecule: messenger RNA, 699 nt
Organism: Rotaria socialis
Lineage: Eukaryota; Metazoa; Rotifera; Eurotatoria; Philodinida; Philodinidae
Source: the annotation of a GenBank genome assembly
AUGGUGGAAAAGGCAAAAAUUUUCUAUUUUGCUGUUUUUAUUCUUGUCGUAUUUGCAUUCAUCUUUCAUGUUACUGCUAUGGGACAUCAUCAUUGGAAAAAAGCCGAUCUCAGAGAUAUGAACACUAUUAAUCCACUUGCUUUUAACUAUACAACCAUUGGUCUGUUCACACGGUGCAUAAUUUCACCUACUCUCAAGCAGGAGACAUGUUUUCCUAAUAUGUUCCCAGGCAAUAAUAGCUGUAAUCCGCAAACUAGUUGUUUGGCCCGAGAAUCCAAUCCAUUGUGUUCAUGUGAUUUUCUACCAUCAACAAAAGGUAUAGCAGCAUGUACCAUCAUCGCGUCGAUAUUUCUUGGUCUUACUAUUAUUAUUCUAUUUAUUCAUUCAAUCAAUGCAACAGAAACGCGUUCAUUGGGCAUGAUUCUUAGUCUCUUGCCGUUAAUUUUACUUUUAUUAGCAUUCAUAUUCAUCCUGAUUGCACUUAUACUUGUCGGAAGUUAUUUGUCACGAGAUGUGAUGUAUCUUUUGCAUCAACCAAGCACUGAAUUCAAUUUAGACACACUUCGAAACGAAGCUCGAACCAUAUUUAAAGUACGAGUCGAUUGGUCUACUGGUCUUGAAAUUAUAUCUUUAUUCUUCACGUUUCUAUCAUUGAUUCUCUACAGUGCGUUUGUAUUUAAAUUUGGUCGAUCUUCAUAA